Messenger RNA from Arachis stenosperma, 2522 nucleotides. RefSeq lists its product as uncharacterized. The record is from RefSeq and is a predicted model, not a curated record. NCBI's taxonomy places the organism in Eukaryota, Viridiplantae, Streptophyta, Magnoliopsida, Fabales, Fabaceae. The transcript is spliced from 4 exons. Bases 277 to 894 code for a protein of 205 amino acids.
CCCUUCAGCAACACAAACAGUAGCACACGGUUUCCUUUCCUCUUUCUCCAUGAAAGGAAAGGAACAGAAGCCAAAAAUCAGGGAGAAAUGGAGACUGAGUCGCGGAAGAAGGGAGGAGGAGAGGAAGGCCUGCGCCGGUGUGCUGGUCUCACCGCCGCCAUCGCGCCGUCGUCAGGCCGAGGAGGGGGAAGAGCGCUGCGCCACACUGCCUCACCACCGCCGCGCGAGUAGCUUCCAUGGCCACCGUUGUCAAGCUCGCAGGUGGAAGAAGCAGAGAUGACGCGAGGAGAAGAGGGAGUCAUCGCGCUCUGCCGCCGCGAGCCUCGUCGCACCCUGCGCCGCCGAGGGUUCUGUCCUUGUCAGAGCCGUCGCCCUCACUACGCCCUCGCCGAUCUGCCGCCGUUGGGGUCUCGCACAGGGGAAGCUCGAGAGGAAGUCGUCGUGGAGCCCGCUGUCGCCGCCACUGUAACCGCGCCAUCGCCUGAGAUGAACCCGACGGGAGAGAGGGGAAACCACCUGCGACGCCGCCGGAGCUCCCUUUUCAGUCAGAAACUGCCGCCGUCCAACCAGCUGCUGCAGUGGUUGUCGCCCGUUGUGAAUGGCUGCGGGAGAAGCUCUUGUGGCCGCCGGAACCACACCGAAGUUUCUGCCCAUUUCUGUCGCCGGAGAACCUCGCUACCGUCGCCGGAGAACUCUUCCGUCAUCGUGAUUGGAAUUCGUCGCCGCUGCUGCUUGAGGUGGCUGUCGGAUUGCCGCCAAGCCGGUUCGGUGAUCGCCGCUGUUCCGGUUCAGCCGUUCCUUCUUCGCUCGUGUUGCGAUGGAUAUUGCGAAAGUGGCUGGGAGCUGAGGUUUUGGUUGCCGUCGGUUCGGGCUGAGGUGGAAAGGAUUAUGUGACGCGUUUGGGUUAUGAAAUUGCGUUUUGAGGAUAUGGGCGCAGAAGUUACGAAGAAUUUAUUUAGUUAUUAUUGUGAUGUUCUGUAUUGCUUUAGAUUAUUAAUUAUUGUACCCUCGCCUUUAUCUUGAUAUAUUCUGUAAGAGGGAUAGGAAUUGUAUUGGUUAAUGUCUGUAAUAUUAUUUAUAUAUAUGUGUGUAUAUAUAUGGAUGUACUCUUUAUGAGUUUUUGUAAGUUGUAUGGUUUCUUUGGAUGUACGUUAUCGAACGAAAGUAUUUUUGGGAACGGUAUUUGCGGUUUAAAGUUUCAAACAGGCUCAUAUUUUAGAAAUAAAUAGUAUAAGAGUCGUCGUAAUGUCCGAGCUAUCAGAGUAGCGCAGCCGGAAGCGUGAGCUUUGGUAGUUAGGGUAUUACACUUAGGUUUGUUGUUGGGCCAGAGUCUUUCUUUCUUUCUUUUGUCUAGAUGCUUGCCUUUUGUUUCUAAUGGGAAAGAUUUGUGAUGGUAGCAAAUAAAUCUUGGGCCAUGAUUGUGUGUGUGGGCCAGAUGCCAUUUGGGCUUGUUUUCUUUCUUCUUGGGCCAGUUUCAAUUAAAUGAAUUUCCUGCACACUAAACACACACAUAAUUGGUUUUUAACCCAAUAAUAAUGUUUAGUCAUCAUCUUAAAAUGUUGUUAGUUCUUCAAAUUCAACAAUCUCCGCCGUCAUCUCCACUAUCACCACCGCCUCUCCUAAUAUGUCAACAUCUACCUCGACAUGCCCCCUCUCUCCCUCUCGAUCGUACCCCCUACUGCGUCGACGACCUCAACCUCUCCCCUCCAUCGCAUCAAUCGCAUUAUCAAGACAUCUCCAUUCACACUAACUGGCUCGUAUCCUAACAUGACGUCUUUGCUCCACUCAACAUCUGUCAGGAACAUCUGGCACCUGAUCUAUAUUAGGGACCCGUCCUAGACCUCUUUGUGUUACCUCGGUGAUAAGCCACUAUUUUAUAGUUUAUUUUGUAUUGAAUUGAGUGAAUUUUAUCAACUAUUCUUAUACUUAUUCAUGUAAAUUACAUGUUUUACAUUUUUCCUUCCUAAUUUUGUGCUAUGAUUGAAAACAUGCUUCUUUGGCCUUAAAUUUGCUCAUUUUUAAUCCUCUUUUACUACCAUCGAUGCCGUAUAUCUGCGUUAAGUGAUUUUAGAUUUUCUAGGGCGGGAAUAGCUUAGAGGAUGGAAAGGAAGCAUGCAAAAGUGGAAGGAACACAAGAAAUUGAAGUUUUGAAAAGCUGGCCUUGACGCGCACGCAUGGAUGACGCGUACGCGUGACUGGUGCAGCAGACAACUGACGUGCACGCGUGGUUGACGCGUAUGCGUGACCAGAAAUUUGUUCAGCGACACGUACACGUGGCUGACGUGUAUGCGUAACGAGCGUCACGUGCUGCAAUUUACAAAAAAUACUGGGGGGCGAUUUCUGGGCUACUUUUGACCCAGUCUCAGGCCCGAAAAAUACAUAUUAGAGGCUGCAGAGUAGAGCUGGAAGGGGGAUUCACUUCAUUCAUACACUUUAGGGUUUAGAUGUAGAAUUCUAAAAAGAGAGGCUUUUUCCUCUCUCUAGGUUUUAGGGUUUUUAGUCUUGUUCCUUCUCACAUUCAG